AUGUGGUGGUCCCACAGCCAUAUUCGAAAGCGCGCCUCUAUGGCUGCCAUGGAAGUUCCCCUGGAAAGCGAAAGGGAUGAUUACAUCACCCACGACUACGAUAUGGGAGACCUGGAGAGGGAGUCAACAAUGGACGAAAACGCGGCAGUAGAGGGCCCAUCUACCAAGACAUCGACCUUCUCAUGCUGUCCCACUGUCCAACUCUGCCUGAUCUAUGUCGAUGGCAAAGACGUCAUCUUCUUUGAUUUGCUUCCACCUGCGUCAUUCGACAGUGCGUUCAACGGUAUUGUGAUACUGCCGCCGAUACAACAACUAGUCUCAGAUCACCGAUUCAAUGGAGUCUUAAAUGGUCUGCAUGUCCAGGUUCGAGGGCGGAAACACGGCUGUGUGGCUAUCUACGCUGCUACCGACAACAAGCCAUCCAAGGUCAGAUGGCAGAAAUUACGGUUCAGCGGCCGAGUAGUAGAGAGUGUACGAGCCAUUUUCAAUUCCGUCUUCUGGGAUGCCGGUGGCUCUGUUUCGGCCCUGCAUCGCCAUGGAACAACUAUAUACCCAUUUCUGGAACUCGCGAUGGUGCCCAGGGUCACUUCAGGGCUGCAGCAAAAACUACAACAAUUUCCUGUCCCCCAGAGACGACGAUGCUUCAACGACAAGGCCAUUUCGAAGACCUUUGAAACGCCUCAUCUCGUCCAACACAUGGGUUGGCUCUGGGUCCGUCUUGUAUACAUUCAACAACUCAAGGCCAUCUUUCUUCACAUGCCAGACAUCAUCGCCAAUGAACACAGUUUCAACCCUGAAGCUGGGGUGUACCAAUGCUGCAGGCACCGACGUGUCCUGGGCUUUCGGGGUGCCAAGGGGCGGUUCAAUCAAUAUGAAAUCGGCAAUCUUGCUGGCGUCAACUGUAUCAUGCUUUGCACUGUCUUAUGGUCACCGGAUGAAGUCUCGUACUCUCUUGGCUCUGAUGCCUACCCCCACAGGCUUCGUCUAUCGAAUAUAUAUCCUUGCCCAUUCCGUCGGUUAAUGGUUCACUGGAAGAUAUCAACCGUGGUAACCCUCAUGGUUUUGGCUAUCGGCCAUAGACAAAACAGGACGCAUCAUCUUCCCAAACCACAGGGUGGUCACAACAACACAGGGAUCACAAAGCGAGCAAGACAGUAG
Molecule: messenger RNA, 1158 nt
Organism: Fusarium graminearum PH-1
Lineage: Eukaryota; Fungi; Ascomycota; Sordariomycetes; Hypocreales; Nectriaceae
Exons: 4
Coding region: 1-1158 (385 amino acids)
Source: RefSeq, a predicted model, not a curated record